CCUCAGUGAAAGUUUGAGUAUGAUCUCAGCUUCCAAGGACCAAGGUUAGCAUUGCCUGGAUCUGGGAUACCAUUCUGGAGCCAUCAUGGAGCGAGGGAUAUAACAUCCAGAGGAAGUGCGCUGGCCCCAUCCGUGUGGAGCUGAAGCGGAGCAGUGUAGAGCAGGGCUGUCCUCUAAUCUGGCUGGCAGGUGGACAUGCAGAUGAGGGUGACUGGGCCAGGGCCAGGGCACCAGGCCCAGGUCAUGACUGUGUGGUACACCCAGGGGCAAGAGCAGGGCCAAGACAGCUCUGUCCUGGGGGAGCCUGCCUUGAGGAAUGACAUUGGGAUCCUCUUGGACUCCUCAUCCCAGGAUACCCAGGUGAGUAAUGACUUCUGUCUGCACACCCACACCCUCCUCCUGUGUCCAUGCCUCUGUGCCCCUGGAAAAAGUCCCAGAAAGAACUUAGACCUCUUCCGUAAGUUCCAGGUCCCUACUACAGCAAGGGAGACUCAAGCUGGACCACAGGGACAGGUCCCAGCAGGUCAUCCAGCUGGGGGGAAGUGGCACUGCUGGCCUGGAAAGAAUGGCCUCCAGAACCAACCCACUGUCCAGUCCUUGGGUCCUGUACGGCCCUGCUGGACUCUAAGUCCCCACAGAGAAAGAGCCAGCUGGGUGCUGGGCUCUCGUUACCACGACUUCCGGAACCGACCAUGCCCCUUUAAAGCACAGCUCGCCAAUGGGAGUAGAGUCUGCCCGUGGCUGGGCAGUGCUGGGAUCAGAGGUGACCUAGAGCCAGGCCUUGUUUUCAAGGACUUUGCAGGCUGGCUGAAGGCUGUGGGGGCACAGAGAAGGGGUCCUAACCAGCCAGUGCAGCCGGAAGGGCUGCAGGCAAGGCUGGCCCUGGGCACCAGGGAAGAUAAGAUUCCAAAGCUGAAUUCCAAAGCCCAGGAAGAGGGGCCCAGGAAGAUUGACCUGGAGGAGACACUGAACACACACAAGAAGAUCCUGCAGGGUCUCUCUGACCACUUGGCCCAGGCUGAGAGGCAAUGGAAGAAGCCUGGAUCCCUAGGUCAGGCCAGGCCUGAAGGCGGCUGGGACUCUGCCAGGGUCAGCACCCUGUUUUGUGGACAGUAGUGGACUCUCCUCCAAAACCUGUAUGAGAUGAGGGAUGCAGUAAACCACAUGGUUUCAAAAUCCCAGGUCUUCUACCUGCCUGUGGACAUCAAGCAUCACUUAGAGCUGGCUCAGAUCCUGAGCCUCCUGCAGAAUGACUUUUGGAAAGCAGCAGCCUAGGAACCCGGACCAGCUGGUCAGCCCCCAGGGGCCUUCUCGUGCCUACAUCCCAGCAUCUUCCUGUUCUUCCUCCUCAUCUUCCUUUUUCUUCUUCUAUGUGCACUUCAAGUGGGCCUCCCUGUAGGCAGAACUUUCCGUACCUACUUGGCUUGGUUCUGAGCAUAAUAAUCUGAUUUGAGGGGAGCAUUAAGACCCACCUGCCUGUUCUACCCUCUGGCAAUAGUUUCAAUAUUCACUACUCACCAUGUGCUCGGCCACUGGUCCCAUCUAGAUCCUGCCCUCACAAUAAUCUCUCUAGUGUGAGAAACUGACAAGUACCUGAUACUCACACCCUAUGUGGUCAGUACCAUGAUGGCAGAAAGCUCAGAGGCCAUAUGACAGUUAAAAAAAACAACAACAACAAAAACACAUUUGACUCAGCUUAGGGAGAUCAGGGAAUUGGCCUAGAAGGGAUCUUUGAUAUGGGUCAUCAGGCAAUUAGUUUUCCAACCUGAUAAGUAAAGUCAUCAUUAUAGAGGAAACAGCAUGAGAAAAGGCAUGGAAGCAUGAAAGGACACAAUAUUUUGGAGAAAAAGUGGCAAGUUCAGUUCUAUCAUAGCAAAGGCUGGACCAAUUUGUGAAAA
This is a messenger RNA of Pipistrellus kuhlii (Kuhl's pipistrelle), 1898 nucleotides long. It is a transcript of the gene LMAN1L, whose product is annotated as lectin, mannose binding 1 like. Gene Ontology annotation, cellular component: COPII-coated ER to Golgi transport vesicle; endoplasmic reticulum-Golgi intermediate compartment; Golgi membrane. The record is from RefSeq and is a predicted model, not a curated record. NCBI's taxonomy places the organism in Eukaryota, Metazoa, Chordata, Mammalia, Chiroptera, Vespertilionidae. Gene Ontology annotation, molecular function: D-mannose binding. Gene Ontology annotation, biological process: Golgi organization; endoplasmic reticulum to Golgi vesicle-mediated transport; endoplasmic reticulum organization.